AUGGUUUUGCGAAGCUUGGAGUAUUACAGGCUACAGGUAGCGCCUGUGCUAUCAGGGACUUUACCUCCUUCAUUUUGGACCCGUCUUAUUCCACAAAUGAUCUACCAUGAGCCAGUAAUCCGCAAUGCAGCUACUGCAGUGGGAUCCCUUUACGAGGAUUACCAGAAUGGCCUCACAAGAAACUUGAAGUCCUCAAAUAGAGACUUCGCCUUGACUCAGUAUAACAAAGCUAUCCACCACGUUGCUCAUUCCCAAACUGGGAACCUUGACAUCAUGAUUACACUCUGUAUCCUCUUCAUGAGCAUUGAAUUCCUAAGGGGAAACUCCAAUGCUGCACUGUUUCAUUAUCGACACGGGAGGAAAAUCUUGAACUCGUACAAUGCUCCUCCCCACCUUUUGGGGGUUUUUCGUCAGCUGAAUGUGUUCACUCUAUUCUACUCAGACUUUCUGGAUUCGCCUUUGAGCAAUGGGACAAUAAAUCCCUCUCCCAAUGGACCCUUCGAUGAUCUUACACAGGCACAAGAGAGCCUUGACUGGCUUACAUAUAGAUCCAUGAAUGUUUCUUUCGCACUCAAUCAGUGCAUUAUGAUGACGGAAGAUAAUGAGACCAUAAAUCUUCUUCUAUCGCAGGUGCGACAAUUGGACAGAGAUUUGGAUGUCUGGUCACAGGCCUUUACUCUAGUCAAAGGCGACCACGACCCUAGACCAAUACAUGGACCUAUAUGCCAGGUCCUUGAAGCCAGGUGGCUCAUUUGUAAGAUGUGGAUCAGUCAAAGUCCCGGAGACAGGUCUGUUCCAAGUCCGAGUCACGAUUAUCAAGGUCUGGAGUUUCAACGAAUCACCGAUCUCGCAUUCGGAGUUGCCCGGUUCGAGGCAAAAGAUUCGGUUGGAGUGAUCAUUGGCGCAGGGUUCCCUGCCGUGUUACAUUUCCUUAUCAUAAGAAGUCGAAGCUUAGAGCUCCGACUGGCUGCAUUAUCUUUGUUCAAAGAAAAGUGCUGCUUAGAGAUCUAUGCAACGUGGGAUUCCAAAUUACUGUACACGGCAGCGAAGACAGCCCUGGAGGAAGAGCAUGGAAUUUUACUGGGCUCAGAGUGGGUUGUGGGCGAUGAGUGGGACUUUGAAAGGCUACUCCGUGCUAAGACCCUCCGGCGGCAGGCGAUGUUCAAGCGUGCUCACUUUCUGUGCCCUUGGGCUGUUGUAAUGAUAGAUGCGUGCGAAAAGACUGAGCAACUCAAGCUUUGA
Molecule: messenger RNA, 1242 nt
Organism: Penicillium malachiteum
Lineage: Eukaryota; Fungi; Ascomycota; Eurotiomycetes; Eurotiales; Aspergillaceae
Product: C6 zinc finger domain-containing protein
Exons: 1
Coding region: 1-1242 (413 amino acids)
Source: RefSeq, a predicted model, not a curated record